AUGGCUAGCAAUGAGGUUGAGGAAGCGGUGAAGCGCAUAAACUCGCAUAAGGGCGUCAUGGGGGUCCUGGUGGUCAACUACGACGGCGUGCCGAUCAAGACCAGCAUGGAGGCGGCGGAGACGGUGCAGCACGCCGCGCUCAUCACGCAUUUCACGCAAAAGGCGAAGGGCGUGAUCAAGCAGCUCGAUCCGGAUAACGAGGUGACGUUCUUGAGGGUUCGCUCCAAGAAGCACGAGAUCCUCAUCGCGCCCGACGAAAACUACAUCCUCGUUGUUUUGCAAAACCCGGGCUCCGCGUUCGUCAACGAGUAG
Micromonas commoda is the source of this 312-nucleotide messenger RNA. It is a transcript of the gene LC7, whose product is annotated as dynein outer arm light chain. The transcript has a single exon. Gene Ontology annotation, molecular function: dynein intermediate chain binding. Lineage: Eukaryota; Viridiplantae; Chlorophyta; Mamiellophyceae; Mamiellales; Mamiellaceae. Bases 1 to 312 code for a protein of 103 amino acids. Gene Ontology annotation, cellular component: cytoplasmic dynein complex; cytoplasm. Gene Ontology annotation, biological process: microtubule-based movement. The record is from RefSeq and is a predicted model, not a curated record.